CGUCGUCCACCCGGACAGCACGUUUUUCCCGUUUCCGUACAUAACCUUGCGGUCGUUCCGAACUCCGUCUGCCGCCUUUUCGCACGUUCUGUCCGCGCAGGUACGUCCGGUCCCACCGAGUACCCGAUCAGCCCGUCCGCCACCUUAUUUCUUGGUUAACCUUACCGUACGGGCAACGUUAUUAACCCAGUGCGCUUGUGAUUGCAGCCGACAUGCCUGAACUAACGGAAAUCGACGCGACCAAAAAAGUCAGCUUCGAAGAGCCCAAGAAGGACGCUGCCGACAGCGACAGCGACUCGAGCAACGCCGACGCUGCGGCCGGCAAAGGUGCCGAGGGCGCCAGCGCCGUUACCGCCGAGGACUUGUCCAACAAGGCCAGACAGUCCAGGGGCGAGAAAAAAGCUAGGAAAAUCAUCUCCAAAUUGGGUCUUAAGCAGAUUCAUGGAGUGAACCGAGUGACUAUUCGCAAGUCCAAAAACAUUCUGUUCGUCAUCAACAACCCGGAUGUCUUUAAGAACCCUGCUUCGGACACAUACAUUGUGUUCGGAGAGGCCAAGAUCGAAGAUUUGAGUCAACAGGCUCAGGUCGCAGCUGCUGAGAAAUUCAAAUCCGCUGAUAUGAUGCCAAGUGUACUGGACAAAGAUGGUGGGGCCAGGCAGAUGGUUUCACAACCUAUUCAGGAAGAAGAAGAAGAAGAUGGCGAGAUUGACUACAAGGGUGUAGAAGAAAAAGACGUGGACCUGGUUUGUGCCCAAGCACAAGUGACCAAGCGUAAGGCUAUUGAAGCAUUACUCAAGAACAACAAUGACAUCGUGAAUGCCAUUAUGGACUUAACGAUGUAAACCUAGGAUAUAUAACGUUUUAAGGGAGAGAGUCAUUAUUGUUUAUAUUUUAAACUCGUAAUGAAAUCCAAUAAUAAAUAAGCACAUUUAAUACAUGAUUUUCUGUAAAAUUUAUUAUUUUCUUCUCGUUAUGUGUAAAUAUUAUUUAUCAGUUCAAUACAUAACUUUUUCUCUGUCUA
This is a messenger RNA of Sipha flava (yellow sugarcane aphid), 1021 nucleotides long. It is a transcript of the gene Nacalpha, whose product is annotated as nascent polypeptide-associated complex subunit alpha. Gene Ontology annotation, biological process: protein targeting to membrane. The coding region runs from base 213 to 842 and encodes 209 amino acids. Gene Ontology annotation, cellular component: nascent polypeptide-associated complex; cytoplasm. Lineage: Eukaryota; Metazoa; Arthropoda; Insecta; Hemiptera; Aphididae. The record is from RefSeq and is a predicted model, not a curated record. The transcript has 2 exons.